Messenger RNA from Adineta ricciae, 2358 nucleotides. Lineage: Eukaryota; Metazoa; Rotifera; Eurotatoria; Adinetida; Adinetidae. The record is from the annotation of a GenBank genome assembly.
AUGCAAAGUGAUUUAGAAGUAAAUACUUUACAUCGAAAAAAAAAUCAUUUCUAUGCUAUAACAAUCAUUCUGUUACUCAUUUCGGUUAUUUUAUUAUUAAUUUUAUAUGUCAUUGAAAUUAGCAAAACAAAAGAUAACACGAAUGAUUUGUGUUUAACACCGUAUUGCAUCAAAGCAGCUAAUUAUUUGCUCGAAAGUAUCGAUGAAACAAUUGAUCCAUGUGAAAAUUUUUAUGAAUUUGCUUGUGGUAAAUGGAUAAAAAAUGCCAUAAUACCACCGGAAAGUGGCGAAGAACGUUCGAUAUCACAAAUAGUAAAACAAUUACAACAUUCACUUAUCAAUUUAUUAGCAUCGAAUGGGACAGAAAAAUCUAAAGCAAUUAUGAAUGCUCACCGCUUAUAUAAUUCCUGUAUAGAUGAAGAUGCUAUUGAAAAAGAAGGUAUCGAUGCAAUACUAUCAUUGGUCAAUCAAGAACUUGGAGGAUGGCCUGUAUUACAAGGAUCAACUUGGAAUGAAACAAAAUAUGAUUUUGAUCGAUUAAUUUUGAAACUAAGUGAAUAUAAUAAUUAUAUAUUAUUUACAGUAAAGACAGAUGUUGAUGAGACAAAUUCAUUUAUACGAAAUAUUCAUCUCGGUCCUUCUAAUAUUGCUUCGGAAAAUUUAAUUCACUUUUCAAAAGGAUUCAAAGUAUUAACUGCUUAUGGAACAUUCUUUGAGAAUUUAACUCGAGCAUUAACAAAUGACUCAUCGACAAUCGACAAUGAUCUGGUUGAUUUACUAAAAUUUGAAAUGGACUUUCUUCAACAAUAUACAACACAAGAUCAACUAGUUUUUAAUGACACUAUUCGUACAUCAAUCAAUAAUCUUUCACAUACAAUGAACACCAGUUUCGAUUUUUCAAAUUAUGUUCGCCGUCUAUAUUUAUUUGCUAAUAUCUCUCUGGUUGAUACAGAUAUUGUAACUGUCUAUGCACCAAAUAUUCUCCGUUUUAUUUCAUCAAUUAUUGAUCAACAAUCACCACGUACCGUACAGAACUACCUGAUCUGGCGUUUCAUGAUGAAUCGAGCUGCACAUAUGCCAAAGCGCUUUCGAAAUAUGUCACAACAAUAUGUUCGUACAUUUCAUGGUACUACUAGUGAAGAAUCACGUGCAGUUACAUGUGCAUAUUAUGUUAAUACAGCAAUGGGAUUAGUGGUUUCAAAACUUUAUGUCAAAAAGUAUUUUUACAAGGAUGCGAGAGCAGAAGCAAUUGAAAUGGUUAAUAAUAUUCGAAAUGCAUUUAUUACGAUGGUGAAUCAUUCGAUCUGGAUGGAUUCAGAAUCGAAAAUUAUAGCGAUUGAAAAAGCUCGAAAUCUUCGAGCAAAAAUUGGCUAUCCUGGAUAUUUAGGAAAUGAUGAUAUGGCAAAACUUGAUAGAGACUAUGCUGAGUAUAAUUUCAAUUCAUCGUACAUGCACAAUGUUUUAAGUGUCAUUCGUUUAUAUUCGAAAGGAAGUCUUCAAAUGCUUCGUCAUGUUGUCGAUGAAGACGAUUGGAUGGACAUUUCACCAACACAAGUCAAUGCCAUACAUAAAUUAACAACAAAUGAGAUCACUUUUCCGACUGUAAUAUUUCAAGCACCGUUAUUCGAUAAACAGGCACCGAAGUAUCUCAACUAUGGUGGUAUUGGUGUUUUUAUGGGACAUGAAAUUGCACAUGGAUUUGGUGAUGAAGGAAAAGACCAUAAUAUGUAUGGACAUAAAUUUUCAUGGUGGACUAAAGAAACAGGCAAAGCAUUUGACGUACAUAAGGAAUGUAUCAUCGAACAAUAUGAUAAUUAUACUGUAACACAAGUCAAUCGUCAAGUAAAGGGGAUAAAAACACAGGAUGAAAAUAUUGCUGACGAUGCUGCAUUGAAGCAGUCGUUCUUCGCAUAUCAACAAUGGGCGAAGGUUCAUAAGAAUGUUGAUAAGAAACUUCCUGGUUUAACGAAAUAUUCUGCGGAACAAAUGUUCUUUCUUAACUUUGGUCAUGUAUGGUGUACGAAAAUGACAGAUGAAUCUAUACUUUCUUAUCUAAUUUCGGAUAAACAUUCACCUGAACGAUUCAGAGUAAAUGGUCCAACUUCGAAUUUUGUAGAGUUUGAUCGAGUAUUUGNAACGAAAUAUUCUGCGGAACAAAUGUUCUUUCUUAACUUUGGUCAUGUAUGGUGUACGAAAAUGACAGAUGAAUCUAUACUUUCUUAUCUAAUUUCGGAUAAACAUUCACCUGAACGAUUCCGAGUAAAUGGUCCAACUUCGAAUUUUGUAGAGUUUGAUCGAGUAUUUGGCUGCAAGCCAGGUCAAGGCAAUAGCCGAGUGAACAAAUGUAACGUGUGGUGA